Messenger RNA from Trichomycterus rosablanca, 6615 nucleotides. RefSeq names its product NEDD4 like E3 ubiquitin protein ligase (gene nedd4l). Gene Ontology annotation, cellular component: cytoplasm. Lineage: Eukaryota; Metazoa; Chordata; Actinopteri; Siluriformes; Trichomycteridae. The record is from RefSeq and is a predicted model, not a curated record. The coding region runs from base 121 to 3702 and encodes 1193 amino acids. The transcript has 27 exons. Gene Ontology annotation, molecular function: ubiquitin protein ligase activity; protein binding; sodium channel inhibitor activity. Gene Ontology annotation, biological process: regulation of dendrite morphogenesis; protein polyubiquitination; ubiquitin-dependent protein catabolic process.
GAACUUUGCAGAUCCUUGGCAGCACCUCGCGUGGCUGCUCUUUUUACUUUUCCGAGGCGGUACGGUACGGUAAGGCCGGGGCGCGCGCGAGGCGGAGCGGGAGCGCACACACUCACCAGAAUGUCCCGCCGGCUGCGCCUGUACUUCGGAUCCAGCCGGAGCAACACGGCUCCCGAGCUGCUGGAGGAUCCGGAGGAGGACGCCGACGCCCGCGCCGACAGGCCGGCAGCCAUGCGCUACCAGACGCAUCUGCGCAACUUUCCGGUCAAGGACGACGACGCCGUGUCGGACGCUUUCCUAAAACGGAGCUCGUCCAUGUUCAUCCCGCAGCUCCAGAGCCAACCCGAGCCCAGGCCCACCAAGAGCUCCUCCGUGCAGAUUUCCCUACAGCGCUCGGCUACGCCGCAGGGAGAUUCAGAACCGGAGGAACCUCCACCGGAAUACGUCCAGGAUCCGGCGCCGGCCUACACCGAACCAGAGUUCUGCCCGAGUUACGGUCGCUAUGCACCGUUAGCGGAUUCUGCCCAUCCCAAGCGGCGUGUUUUCUGCGUACGGCCGUACGAUCUGCACAACGGCGCCUCCUCAGGAUUCUCCAUCCGACAGUCCAGUCCUACAGAACCCCCGGGCGUCCGGCAGUUCCGGAUCAUCCCGUACGGCCCGGACGGUCAUAACGGCGCCCGCCGCUGGUCCGUCCAACCGUCCGGCCCACGCAGGCUGGUCCUCCAGCUCCAGCAGGACAGAGACCGCGACGCCAGCGAUCCCAAAGCGGCCCGCGCCCCGAGGUGUCCCCGGAUCCGCCUCGAGAGGAGCACGUCUCAGCCCCUGCUGACCAGACAGGUGCCCUCCCGUCCGGGAUCCAUGCCCAAUUUACACGCUCCCAUUUCCGAAACGGACGCCGAGGGCGAAGACGGAGCUCGACGUUGUACGUUCAGGAUCAGAAAAGAGCCGAACCCCGGGCAGCCCAGGUUCAAGAUCUAUUUCAGCCAAGGGGGCGAGCGCAGGGCCGACCCCGCGCUGGAUGGUAAUCCUGGCGAAGGAUUUACAUGGAACGGCCCAAAGGCCUCUUCCGGUCACGAUCGACUCAAGACCGGGCGUUUCCACCUGGGCCAGACGAGGGACGACUUCCUGGGGCAGGUGGACGUCCCUCUGAACCACUUGCCGACGGAGGACCCAGCGAUGGAGCGGCCGUACACCUUCAAGGACUUCCUCCUGAGACCCAGAAGUCACAAGUCGAGGGUGAAAGGUUACCUGAGGUUAAAGAUGGCUUACCUGCCCAAGAAUGGAGCUCCGGAGGAGGAAGCUGGUGAGAUCAGGGAGGAAGCCGAGGGGUGGGAGGUGGAAUCUGUGGAUCACGGCGGGUCUCAGCGCUCUCAGCAGCUUCUGCCGCCGUUACCGCCGGGCUGGGAGGAGAAGGUGGACAAUCUGGGCAGGACGUACUACGUCAAUCACAACAACCGGACCACGCAGUGGAAACGACCCAGCACGGUUGACGUGGCGUCGGACACCGAGAACGACAACCAGCUGCGUCAGAUCAACCAGGAGGCUCACCGCGUGUUCCGCUCCAGACGGCACAUCAGUGAGGACCUGGAGAACGAGCACCUGGACCCCAGAGAGCUGGACGAUUCCCUCCCUUUGCAGUCCUGGGACCCAAUCACCGAAGAGGAUUUCUCCGGGAUGAGCGAGGCCAUGUCCGGCCCCACCCCCUUGGCCACACCCGUUCAUCAGUUCAGCGCUCCGGAGUUUUCGGAGGAGAUCAGCAUGAGGCUCUCACUCACGCCCAGCAGCAACGGAGAAACGCCCGGAACCAGCAGCGGUGGGUCCCUCCUCUCGUCCAGACUGCGCUCCUCCAGUAUGACGGACGGUGUGAGCGAUCAGGCUCAGACUCCCUCUCCAAUGUCUCUACCCUCAGGCUGGGAGGAGAGAAAGGACAGUAAAGGCAGAACGUAUUACGUCAAUCACAACAAUCGCAGCACCACAUGGACUCGUCCGAUUCUCCAGCUCACUGAGGACGGAAUAAGUUCCUCUGCAGGAGCCGUAGGGGGCGCCCCGCCCACCACGCCGUCGUCAUCCAGCGGACACCUUAGCGAACCCCAAAUGAGACGACCUCGUAGCCUUAGCUCCCCCACCGUCACCCUCUCUACUCCUCCAGAGGGAGCCAAUAGCGUGCCGCUUCCUCGGGUGGUGAAGGACACCCUGUCGAACCCUCAGUCGCCCCAGCCGUCACCCUACAGCUCCCCCAAAUCUCAACACAAGGCGGCUCAGAGCUUCCUGCCGCCGGGGUGGGAGAUGAGGAUCUCCCCCAACGGACGGCCGUUCUUCAUCGACCAUAACAGCAAGAUGACGACCUGGGAGGAUCCUCGUUUGAAGUACCCGGUUCACCUGAGGACUAAAGCAGCGCUGGACCCUGGAGACCUCGGCCCACUGCCUCCGGGAUGGGAGGAGCGAGUCCAUGCAGACGGAAGAACGUUCUACAUCGACCACAACACCAAAAACACACAGUGGGAAGAUCCUCGCCUCCAGAGUCCCGCCAUCACAGGACCGGCUGUGCCGUACUCACGAGAGUUCAAACAGAAGUACGAUUACUUCAGGAAGAAGUUAAAGAAGCCGGCGGACAUCCCGAACCGCUUCGAGAUGAAGCUCCACAGGAGCAGUAUCUUUGAGGAGUCGUACCGGAGGAUCAUGUCCCUCAAGAGACCCGACGUGCUCAAGUCGCGCCUCUGGAUCGAGUUCGAGUCGGAGAAGGGGCUGGACUACGGCGGCGUGGCCAGGGAGUGGUUCUUCCUCAUCUCCAAGGAGAUGUUCAACCCUUAUUAUGGUCUGUUCGAGUACUCGGCCACGGAUAACUACACACUCCAGAUCAACUCGAACUCGGGCCUGUGUAACGAGGAUCACCUCUCCUACUUCAAGUUCAUCGGGCGGGUAGCGGGCAUGGCCGUGUAUCACGGCAAGCUGCUGGACGGUUUCUUCAUCCGACCUUUUUAUAAGAUGAUGCUGGGAAAACCCAUCACGCUGAACGACAUGGAGUCUGUGGACAGCGAAUACUACAACUCUUUGAAGUGGAUCCUGGAGAACGACCCCACCGAGCUGGAUCUGCGGUUCUGUAUCGACGAGGACAAUUUCGGCCAGACGUACCAGGUGGAUCUGAAGCCCAGCGGCUCAGACAUGGUCGUCACCAACGAGAACAAGAAGGAAUAUAUCGACCUGGUGAUCCAGUGGAGGUUUGUGAACAGGGUGCAGAAACAGAUGAACGCGUUCUUAGAGGGAUUCACAGAGCUCAUCCAGAUCGACCUAAUCAAGAUCUUCGAUGAGAACGAGUUGGAGUUGCUGAUGUGCGGUUUGGGCGACGUUGAUGUCAACGACUGGAGGCAACACACCGUCUACAAAAACAGCUACUGCCCCAAUCACCCCGUCAUCCAGUGGUUCUGGAAGGCUGUGUUGUUGAUGGAUGCUGAGAAAAGGAUUCGGCUGCUGCAGUUCGUCACAGGAACAUCCAGAGUUCCCAUGAACGGUUUUGCCGAGCUCUACGGUUCGAACGGGCCGCAGUUGUUUACCAUCGAGCAGUGGGGGACACCGGACAAACUCCCCCGCGCUCACACAUGUUUUAACAGGUUGGACCUCCCGGCGUACGAGUCCUUCGAGGAUCUGAGGGAGAAGCUGCUCAUGGCUGUGGAGAACGCGCAGGGCUUCGAGGGCGUCGACUAAACCCCCUCCGACCGGCACGAUAAAGACUUUCACACAUUAAAGUGUGCGGUGUUUGAAGCUGAGCGCCGGAGCACUUGGACGGUCCCGGUGCGAGUGUGUGGACCCGACCGGUUCUGUCCCGGAGACUGAAUAAAGACUUACAGUAACAGACCGGCGCUGAGGAGUCCCGUCGUCCUCGGUGUCUCCGAUCGUCUCUUCUGUCUGGUGCUUCUACGCCCCCCUCCUAAAUCUUCCUGCUCGUUCUGUCUUUCUCUCUUUCCGGUCGUUCUGUUCGCUUCCGAGUGCAGGAACGACUUUAAUCCGUCGUAUCAGGUCACACCGGGUCACCUUAGAUAACGGACUCGAACACACGCGGGAUUUUUACACCCAAUAAAAACAGCUGGACGUUAUUAUGAACCUUUUAGAUUUUGAUUACAGUCACGCAAUGUGUUUGUUUCUCCAUUUAUAUAAACAUUAAGCUAAAACACACGUCUUUAAACUCAGUCCUUAUGAACACAUGGACACUAGAUGGACAAAAGUAUUGGGACACCCGGCGUUUUCUGUUCCAGCACGACUGCAAAUCCUGUUCAGUACAAACGGGAUUAAUCUGUCGUGUCUGAUUGUUAUCAUUAAUUUUUCCAGUACAGUUUGUUUGUGCUUGAUAGUUCUCGUGUGUUCAUAUUUAUAUGGACGGAGUUUAAAGACACGUUUGUAAAUGUGAAGAGGAGAUUUGCACUGGACGUCGAUUAAAUCCACUAACGGGAAAUUUAAGAUUCUGCCUUCUGGGACUGUGAUAUGAUUUAAAAAAUGUUAAAUGUCACCACACACACACACACACACACACACACACACACACACACACACACACACACACACACACACACUGCAGCACUGCUCGUCUUAUAUUCUUAUAUUCCCUCUUUUCUUUACAUUGACAUGUUCAGCAUUUAGCGGACGCUUUUUAUCCGAAGCGACUUAAAGUACUGUGACUGUACACAGUCUGAGCGACUAAGGGCCCAACAGCAGCAACCUGGCAGUGGUGGGGCUUAAACCAGCAACAUUCAACAGUCUUUAUUUCUACUUCUUGUAUUAAUUCAUUCGUCUGGAUUUUCCCCACUGUAUAUCCUCAUUUAAUCAUAGCUGAUUCCCAAUUGUGAAUCCGCUGCUGCUUGAGCAACCCCCCAAUCUGAUUAAACAUGCGCCCGAUCUGCCGCCACUUAUAAUCACCUGCCAGCGUUAGGUUCCCACACGAGAGCCGUACUGCGUAUCUCUACACAGGGCCCCGAACCAGUGCCGGAGAUCCGGAAGAGAUGUUGUCUGACCUUCCCUUAGUUCAAACACAGCCGGGUGUGUCUGUGCGGACGCCUGGCCAGGUCGGCAGCUCUGCUGAGAUUCAAACUUCUGCACUCAUUUCUCCCCCAACCUUUUAUUCCUGGAAGCUUUUCUCAUUUUCUCUUUAGUUAUUUGUGUUAUUAUUUCUUCCUGUUGCUUCAACGUCACGAUUCUGUUUUAUUAUCUCCAUGUUCUUCCGCUCGCUGCUGAUUUUAUCAUUUCAAUGGUUUACAGAUCUGCAGAAUUGAAUCUGUGAGCCGGCAUCGAUCUGAUCCGGUUUUAUACCAGUAUGAUUAGUAAUUUUAGCUGGCAUGAACGUGGACGCUGUGUUUUUAUAUAAUUACGUAGUAAUUACUAACAGACGCUGAACCAGGGUGUAAAAAAGCUCGUUUUCUUUUAUCCUGUGAUCAGAAUUCUCAUUAUUAUGCUGUAAAUGUGUUUAUUAUUAUAGUUUUUAUUUUGGAAGGGUUUGGGGAGUUAAGAAGCGUUUAUUUCAGAUGAAUUCACUGUACGUAUUCAAACGUUGUAAGUAUUACGAGCGUGGAUGAAGAUGUGAACGUUCAGACGUCCCUGUGCUCCUUUUCUCGGCUCUUUUUUUAUCCGUUUGAUGUUUCCGAUCUUUCACAGCAGCUCUGAAGCCGUAAGAACUUUAUCAGACGCUCAGGAGCCGAACGUGAACGUGAUUCGAACCCGAGCGAUGGAGCCGUUCACCCCUCCGACACUUUCUGACUCGUUUCUUUUUUCUUCCUGCUGUGAUCAUAUUUAUUUGGAGCAGAAAUGCUGAGGUAGGAAGGAAAGCAGUGUUGGUGGUGCGCAGCUCCAUCGACCCAGAUCCAAUCCGGUACAGGAGUUUGUGUGUGUGUGCGCACUAUGAACAUGAGCUGCGUUCCGAUCCGAAAGCAUGAGCUCUGAUUUAGAGCUGCUUCUCUUUAAACGGGCAGGAAUUCCCACAGAUACACUCCAAAAUCUUGCGGAAAGGCUUAUACAGUCAAGCCUGGCUUGCACUUGCUGUUCCAAUUCAUCCCAAAGUCAUUUUAAAGGGUGAGUUUAGGGUGAGACCACUAAACUGGUCAAAUCAUAUCUUAACUGACCUGAGGACGGGAAUAGAAACGGGUCUUCCCUAAACUGUUGAUUGAUUUAUUAUUAAAACUCUUAGUGAUGCAUCUGAACCAUCCCUAAAACUUCUGGUCACAUAGUGUAGGUGGAAUCUAGGGAAUCAGGUUCAUGCAGGCCAGUAGGUGGAUUUGCAGCUCUGCGUAGCUCUGUAGUGUGAACACUGUAAAAUGCAGUCCGGCCCUGCACCCAGGGUUCCAGAUAUAGGCUUCAGUCCCACCGUGACCCUGACCUGAAUGAAGCACUGAGUGAAUGAACGUCCUACCGCUCGGACUAGAUGAAGAUCAGGACUAAACGCUUCAUUUCUGCUCUCCUGCUCUCUCUGUGCCACUCAGUGCAGAACAACCGCUGUCCAAUCUUUUUCUGAUCUCACUGUUAUUAUUUCUUUUCUUCUCUCUUUUAUAAGAAUGUCGUUGUUUUUUAUUAUUCAUGGAAAAUGUUGCACUUGAGAUUCUUUAUUAUCGAUCGACAUUAAACUGAUCAGUGAAA